ACACUGAUAUUAGGGCAUUGGUAUGUCGCUGUUGUCUUGAAUACUUGUUGGAGUCUAAUAUAAGAAUGAAGAGAGUCUUUUCCCAGGACUAUUCUGACAACUGUAAUAGCUGUAUUUCCUCUGAGUGAAAGCCUUUCCAAAAGGCAGAUUUCCUUGCAAGGUACUUGGUCCAAUCAUGAUGGAACCUCAGGUGUGUCCACCUUCUCUGAACAGCAGCCAAUCGGUGAUGAGCGGUUUGGACAAGUCUCCUUCAGCAGGCGGUUACAAGCCCGGCCACACGCGGAACCACAGCAGCGGGUCAUCACGCCACUCACGCCAGGUUCACUCCAGGAACUGGGAGGUUCUGGAAGACCAUGCAAAUGCGUGUUCAGGGAUUGGGUCAGGGCAGGACAUGAGUGUCCCAGGGAUCUGUGAAGGCUUCCUGCUGAAGAAGAGGAAGUACCCGAUGAAGGGCUGGCACAAGAGGUACUUCUUUUUAGAGAAAGGGAUCCUCAAGUACUCAAAGACGAAGCAAGAUAUCCAGAGAGGAAGGCUCCAUGGCACGCUGGAUGUUAGCCUUGCUGUCAUGUCCAUCAACAAGAAGUCCAAGCGCAUCGAUCUGGACGGAGGAGAGUAUUUAUACCACCUCAAGACCAAGAACAACGACCUGUUCUACAUCUGGCUGACCAAGCUGUGCGCGCACCGAGUCUUUAAGAAGAACGAGGCCAUGAGCAUCCAUCACGGGGUCCUGAAUGCCCUCUCCCAGGGCAACAGCACCACACUGCCAGCCAUGGCCAGUCUGGCUCAGAGAAACAGAGACGGUGUGCCAGACGCGAAUCCAACCUACGCCAGCUCCGCCUCAGCAUACCAACCUAGUGUGCAGGCUCCGCUCACAGCUGCCCCAGGGGUCAACAGCAAGGUGGCGGCAUGGCUCCAACAGACCCAUGAUGCUGAUACAUGCUCCCAAGAGCUAAGUCGUUGUCAGUCAGAGCUGACCGAGCUGGCCCAACUCAUCCAGAGACUCAAUUGGCUGGAGACCGGCCAGCAGCCAAUCUCUGACGCCGACAUAGAGCGACGAAUCAACAUGCAGAAUCUCACACUGGACAACCCCAAGGCCAAGAAAGACAAGAAGAUGCCAUCCAAGAUAUUUGGUCACUCCCGCACCAUGUCUGGAGUCGAAGCCCGCAGCGUGUUCACCUCCAGCCACCUGAGCACGUCGUCCAACCUCCUGAAUGUGGGAGCGUCCUCUGCACAGUCCAUCCCGGACUACGUGUACUCUCAGCUCUCCACCCCCGUUGUCACCUCCCCGGAAGCCAAGAAGAUCCAGCAGGACAUCUGUGUUUUGUCUCAGAAGGUUCAUGCGUCUCUGAAGUCCGUCCACGAGGUGCUCACGCAGGAACGGGAGCGAGUCCUACAGGCUUGGAGUGGUCCCGACCUUCGCUCAUCCACCUCCAGUCAACUGGCCACCUUGUGUAGUACACUGUCUGAGUUGGAGGUGCAGUCUCGCCUGACCAAAGUUCACUCGCUGUCCCUCUCCUCUGGUUCAUCUGGUGAUUCAAAGGAGUCCUACAACACUGUUCGUCAGGACCAGACCCUCUCUGUGGGUCGCCCGGUACAACGUGCCCCCUCAGCAGCCGAAUCCAUGAGUGUGUACUACGAUGCGACCGACGUCAUCGCCUGUGAGAACUCCUCGGAGAAUGAAGAGGACGAGUCGGACGAGUCUGGGCUGAGUGAUGUCACCAACACCACAAACUCUGAGCCGGACGAGGUUCAAGCUUCAACUCUGCCUGCCCAGGCAGAAUCAUCGGACCAAGCUGAGAUUAAAGCCACAAUCACCCGGAACUUCCGCGCCAGUGUGUCCAAUGCCCCGGACAGGCUCAGCCGGGUGCCCACUAACACCGGCCGGCGUACCGUCCUGCCGGCGCACUGCGUGGACAACAGCCACAUCGGCAUCAUGAGCAUCCUGUACAACAACAUCGGCAAGGACCUGUCCCGUGUCUCCAUGCCCUGCGGCCUGAACGAGCCCCUGAGCCUCCUGCAGAGGGUGAGCGAGGAGCUGGAGUACUCGGAGCUGCUGGACAUCGCCAACCACACGGAGGACCCCUUUGAGAGAAUGUUGUAUGUGGGUGUGUUCUCCAUCUCCGGCUAUGCCUGGGCCACAUGGAGGAACCGCUACAAGCCCUUCAACCCAGUGCUAGGGGAGACCUAUGAGAGUGUCCGUGAGGACCGUGGCUUCCGCUACAUUGCUGAGCAGGUUAGCCACCACCCACCCUGUUCCGCUGUCCAUGCAGAGUCAAAGAAUUUCACCUUCUGGCAAGACCAGCGAUGGAAGAACAAGUUCUGGGGGAAGUCUUUGGAGAUCAUAUCCUCUGGGCCAGUGCAUGUGACAUUGCCAAAGUCCGGGGACCACUAUGAGUGGAACAAGGCGGUGACCUGCAUUCACAACGUCCUGAGUCAGCAGCGGUGGCUGGAGCACUACGGAGACAUCACCAUCAGGAACAACAACAGUGACAUCUGCACCUGUAAAAUCACCUUUGUCAAGUCCCGCUACUGGGGCUCCGAUAGCAGUAAGAACGAGGUCCAGGGCCAGGUUCUGAACCGAGCAGGCGAGGUGGUCCACCGGUUCGGUGGCCUUUGGCACGAGGGCAUCUUCUGUGACACCCUGCCAAUCCCGCAGUGCCUCUGGAAGCCCAGCGUUCAACCUGAAGACCACUACCAGUACUAUGGCUUCUCUCGCUACGCCAGAGAGCUCAAUGAGCUGACCCCUGAACUCCAGAAGGUCUUACCCCCCACAGACACCCGCUUCAGGCCAGAUCAGAGGAUCCUGGAAGAGGGAGAUGUGGCCGGAGCUGACCGUAAGAAGGAGGAGGUGGAGCAGAAACAGAGGGAGCGGAGGAAGGAGCUAGCCAAAAAAGGAGAGGAACACAUGCCACGUUUCUUCAGGAAUGAGGUUGAUGCAGCUGGGAAUGAGAUCUGGCUGAGCAACGACACCUACUGGAAGAUCCGGGAGCGUCCCGGCUUCGCUAAAGUGGAGAACCCGGAUCUGUGGUGCUGAGUGGACCUGGCAGAACCUCCAGUCAGUGGCCCCAAAAGACUCUUACAGCCCCAUGACUGUUUAACACUGGAGGGCCCUGCUGAUUCCUCCAGAGAGGGGUGAGGUGGGAAGUGUGCUUUGGGCUGCGUGAAUGAACCACUCCAGGACCGCUGGCUGCCGGGGGGGGGGGACUGGGCGG
Messenger RNA from Esox lucius (northern pike), 3212 nucleotides. RefSeq names its product oxysterol-binding protein-related protein 7. NCBI's taxonomy places the organism in Eukaryota, Metazoa, Chordata, Actinopteri, Esociformes, Esocidae. Gene Ontology annotation, cellular component: intracellular membrane-bounded organelle; plasma membrane; perinuclear endoplasmic reticulum. The transcript is spliced from 22 exons. Gene Ontology annotation, molecular function: cholesterol binding. The coding region runs from base 176 to 3034 and encodes 952 amino acids. The record is from RefSeq and is a predicted model, not a curated record.